Molecule: messenger RNA, 2638 nt
Organism: Solanum pennellii
Lineage: Eukaryota; Viridiplantae; Streptophyta; Magnoliopsida; Solanales; Solanaceae
Exons: 21
Coding region: 122-2218 (698 amino acids)
Cellular component (GO): exosome (RNase complex)
Molecular function (GO): RNA binding
Source: RefSeq, a predicted model, not a curated record
CAAUUUUCAUCUCUUGCACUUUCCCCCACUAAAUAGUAUUGGGUACAAAAUAGAACACUGCAAAAGGCCCGAACAAAGUUUUGUUUUCGAGAGGACUUGUUUGAGUAGCCGUUGCUGGAGCAUGACGAUGGCUAUGGAAGCUGAAACCCAAGAGUUGGUCACGCCAGGACAAGUAUUAGGUAAAGCAUCACAAUUGAAAGCUGGAAAGGGGGCUUACGUUUCAACUGAGAAUGGCACUGUUUACGCCUCUCUUACCGGGUUCCGUUCUCUUAUACCUCCGCAUUCCGACGCUGUUGAUCAGAGAUCAACAGUCGAAGUUACUGGUCAUAAAGCCCAUGGAGCAGUUCCUAAGCCUGGUUCCAUUGUUUUUGCUAGAGUUACUAAGGUGAUGGCUAGAACGGCAUCGGCAGACAUAGUGUGUGUUGAUUCCAAAUCUGUGCGUGAAAAAUUUACUGGCAUUAUUAGGCAACAAGAUGUCAGAGCAACUGAGAUUGACAAAGUCGACAUGCAUUUGUCCUUCCGACCGGGUGAUAUUAUUCGUGCAUUGGUGCUAUCACUUGGAGAUGCAAGAGCAUAUUAUCUGUCAACUGCGAAAAAUGAGCUGGGUGUUGUAUCUGCUGAAAGUGCAGCUGGUGGUACCAUGGUUCCAAUUAGUUGGACAGAAAUGCAGUGCCCUCUAACUGGUCAAGUAGAACCGCGAAAGGUGGCCAAAGUUGAAACUUCUUCUUCAUUCUUCACUGAGAUUCUAGAAUCCAGCAUUCUGGCUUGCUUGCUCUUUUCCUUGUCCUUUUCAGGCCUUCGUUGCUGCUCGUUCUCAAUCCUUAUCAUCAUUUUGGAUUUCUCUGGUUCAGCUCCAAUUGGUCUUUGCAUUCAUAUGGAUGGAGAAUCAACUAAGAUAAAACCAGACUCAAAAUCGCAUAUUGGACUAUGUGAGCGAGGACGUCACUUGGAUACUGGAGACUCUAUGAGCAUUUCAAUGACUCCAUUUGUUGGUGCUCGGUUGAAGGAAUUUGGCGUACACAUUGUGUUCAAGGCUCCUACUUCCUCUGUCGUCAUGACUUUGAUAUUCAACAAAACUGUUCCAUUUAUGGAUGGAAUUCAGUGGUUCUUCAAAGAGAGUAGCGGAUGGGCAUCAAUACAGGCUUGUUCCAUUCCCAGAUAUUUUUUUGGAAAAUAUGAUUGGGUAAGGCAAGAUGCGAAGUGGCGAAAGAGAAGGACAACCACGCAACUAAAAAUAUGGCUCUCGCCCAACUCCAGUUGUCAAAAAGUAAUACUAGUAAUUCUCUUCUCUUGUGCUUCAAUGGCUUCCUCUAUCUCACUUCAUCAACACUCAUCUAUCUAUUGUCUCUUUUCUACUCCUACUCUUCGUUUUGGCAAAUACCCACAUCAUAUCAUCUCCAUCCUUCCAUCAUUUCGCAAGAAUUUCCUCAAAUUUCAUACACGUACAACAGUACCGUUUGCUGUUACUGAAUCUGAUUCCCCCAAAUCUCUUGAACCAAACCCUCAAACACUUGUACAGGAAAUCGCUGAGAGUUUUGUUCUACCUGCAGACUUUUUUUCGCAGCUUCCCAGUGAUCUUCGCUUAGAUCUGAAUGAUGCAGCAUUUGAUCUUUCAAAUGGGCCAGUUAAAGUUGAGUGUGGUGAAGAGGUUGGAGAGACAUUGUUAAAUAUAAGUCGAGCAUGGGAAAUGGCUGAUACAUCAACAUCCACAGCUUUAGUGGACAAGCUGCCUUUAUUGGUUGGCUCAUUGACAGGCUCUCAAAAAUCAGCAUUUGGAAGGCGCUUGUUAUCAGCUGGAAAAAGGUUCCAGUCCAUGGGACAAUAUGGCGAAGGUGAAUUGCAGAAGAUUGCUAAAGUUAUGAUAAAGACUGGAAAGUUGUUGUCUGCAAGUCCAGUAUCUGGGGUUGAUGUUGAAGAAUUUAAGCAGCAAACCAGGAUGUUCAAGUUUGGGGAUCUUCAGGUUGAAUUGACCUCUGGAAAGGCCUACACUGGAGCUGCCAUUGCAUUCAUCUUUAGUUUUCUUUCUUGGGAAUUGGGCCAAGGCAUACAGAGCAUACCGGAGAGCUCAUUACAGUAUGCAAAUGACAAUGCUUUAUUGCUUGCUAAGUCUCUGCGAGCAUCUCUGCUUGUGAUGUCCUAUUCAUCAACCGUUUUAGCUGCUUUUGCAAUGGUGGGACUUAUUUUACUUGGGGGACAACUUAAGUCGGAAAAUAAGUGAGAAGACAUUCCUGUUACUGAUACACUAAAAUGUGGAUCAACAGACUGUUACUGGAAUUCCAAUGGUAUCAGUAGACUCGGUUGGAUUAACUAAGCAUCUUACUUUAAAAUGGUGGCCUCCUCGAAUUUGAGUAUAAUAGAGGUUCUUUGCUUGUAGCUUCAAUGUUGCAUCCUUGCUUCUGGCUUACUGACUGCAAAGCUUGUUGAAAAUAUUAUUUGGCUUCUUGGAUCUUUUGUUAAUUUUUGUUUUAGGCCAUGUCUUCUUCCAGUCAAUGUAUCAAUAUUCCUUGUGAUCUUCUCGUGAUGUGUUUCCUCAAGAGGGAUGCUUCUUGAGGAAUUUGGUUGUUUUGUGUUGUCUCUCUGUUAGCAUAGAAACACUUGUCUCAUAAUUGAUAAUGUCAAGUGUCUAUCAUAAUGUCAA